AUAUUGACAAACAGCAAAACAACUUUUCCAACUAUAAAUUAAUAUCUUCCCCAAAGAUAAGAAAAAGAAAGAUGACUGACGUAUAGGGUAGCUUAGCUUGAAGAUAUAUACAAUUUUUUUUUGCUUCAAAUCAAGUAAAGAAGGUCUAUUUUCCCACGUAGUUCAUCAUAUUUUAGAGCCAAACUGAUGGGAGAAGAGUGUGCAGACACGAAGAUGGAACGAGUUCACUUCGUUCUAAUCCAUGGGGUUGGAGGAGGAGGGUGGUGCUGGUACAAAAUGAGGUCUCUUAUGGAGAAUUCUGGCUAUAAAGUGACUUCUCUUGACCUUAAAGGUGCUGGCAUCGAUCCAUCUGACCCAAACACAAUCCUUUCCUUUGAUGACUAUAACAAGCCUCUUGUUGAUCUUUUGUCAUCUUUGCCUAAUGAUGAACAGGUAAUAUUGGUAGGACAUAGCGCCGGAGGACUGAGUGUGACGGAUGCAACCCACAAAUUCCCAAAGAAAGUAAAGGGGGCAGUGUAUAUGGCAGCAACCAUGUUGAGAACUGGUUUUGUGUCUGAACAAGAUGUUCAAGAUGGAGUCCCCGAUUUAUCAGAAUUUGGAGAAUUUGGUGAUGUAUACGACAUGGAGUUCCGAUUAGGACCCGAAAAGCCUCCAACCAGUGUGGUUGUUAAGCAAAGUUUACAACGGAAAUUGAUUUACCAAAUGAGCCCACUUGAGGACUCAACGUUAGCGGCAAUGCUGUUGCGUCCAGGGCCAAUUCAAGCGUUACAAAGUGCUCGAUUUAAAGAAGGAGAGGGCGCGGACAGUGUGCCUCGAAUAUACAUACGAGCAACGAAUGAUCGAAUGUUGAAGCCGGAGCAACAAGAUGCAAUGAUCAGAAAAUGGCAACCACAACAUGUGUACACAUUGGAAAGCGAUCAUAGCCCGUUCUUCUCUGCUCCUUUCGCGUUGUUUGGUCUGCUUGUCAAGGCUGCUGCUUCUUUUCAGUGCAGUGACUAAGAUAGUCUCAUCUGGAAUUCUGUCCAUGCUAGCUCCAGCUCUUGAAUUCAAGAAUUGAAAGCGAUCAAUAAGUAGUGCAUUAGAUACUAAAAUAAAGGAUAUGUAUACUGUCUCUCAACAAGGCCCAUUAGCUCAGUUGGUUAGAGCGUCGUGCUAAUAACGCGAAGGUCGCAGGUUCGAGACCUGCAUGGGCCAAUGCUUUUUUCGCCCUCCAUUUUAUUGGCCGCUAAGAUGAGUGAUUCGGUGAAUUUGGACGCAAAGACGACAAGAAAAAGAAUUAACAAAAUAUGCCUACUUUUGAGUCAUUGUGUACCAUUUGUUUCUCCCACUUUUUUCUUUUUU
Molecule: messenger RNA, 1341 nt
Organism: Lycium ferocissimum
Lineage: Eukaryota; Viridiplantae; Streptophyta; Magnoliopsida; Solanales; Solanaceae
Product: methylesterase 17-like
Exons: 4
Coding region: 187-999 (270 amino acids)
Biological process (GO): jasmonic acid metabolic process; salicylic acid metabolic process
Molecular function (GO): methyl jasmonate esterase activity; methyl salicylate esterase activity; methyl indole-3-acetate esterase activity
Source: RefSeq, a predicted model, not a curated record